UUGGGUCGCAUUCAAAAAGGAGAUAAAGUGUUGAUUACAGCUUCUGCAGGAGGAACGGGACAUAUUGGCAUCCAAUGGGCUAAACAAAAGGGCGCUUAUGUUAUUGGGUUGACUUCAUCUGAAGAUAAGGCAAAACUGUUGAAAGAGUUGGGAACCGAUCGAGUGAUCAAUUAUAAGACCGAGAAUUUGGAUGAAGUGCUCACUAAAGAGUUUCCGGGCGCUUAUGUUAUUGGGUUGACUUCAUCUGAAGAUAAGGCAAAACUGUUGAAAGAGUUGGGAACCGAUCGAGUGAUCAAUUAUAAGACCGAGAAUUUGGAUGAAGUGCUCACUAAAGAGUUUCCGAAUGGAGUGGACGUUGUUUGGGAGACAAUUGGUGGACAAGUAUUUGAAACUCUAUUAAAUCAUUUGGUACCAAAGGGUAGAUUAAUAAUUGUUGGCUCUAUUAGUGGAUAUAAGUCUGAAAGAAUAACAUCGCCUACCAUUGAAAACCUUAACUUUAAAGUUGGCUCUAAGACUCUAUCAGGGUUUUGUCUACCCGACUACAAGGAUUUAUACGCCAAAUAUUUGAAACAAUUGAUUGGAGACGUUGUGAACAAUAAACUGCGAGUUGUGUUAGAUUUGGGACAAAACACAAGUGAAGGAGAAUUCACUGGAAUUGAUUCAGUCGUCAGAGGGGUUGAGGAUUUGACUUCAUCUGAAGAUAAGGCAAAACUGUUGAAAGAGUUGGGAACCGAUCGAGUGAUCAAUUAUAAGACCGAGAAUUUGGAUGAAGUGCUCACUAAAGAGUUUCCGAAUGGAGUGGACGUUGUUUGGGAAACAAUUGGUGGACAAGUAUAUGAAACUCUAUUCAAUCAUUUGGCACCAAAGGGUAGAUUAAUAAUUGUUGGCUCUAUUAGUGGAUAUAAGUCUGAAGGCAUAACAUCGCCUAACAUUGAAAGCCUUAAAUUAUUAAGAGGCUCUAAGACUCUAUCAGGGUUUUAUCUACCCGACCACAAGGAUUUAUACGCCAAAUAUUUGAAACAAUUGAUUGGAGACGUUGUGAACAAUAAACUGCGAGUUGUGUUAGAUUUGGGACAAAACACAAGUGAAGGAGAAUUCACUGGAAUUGAUUCAGUCGUCAGAGGGGUUGAGCAUUUGCAUUUGGGUCGCAAUAUUGGAAAAAAGUAG
This is a messenger RNA of Oppiella nova, 1167 nucleotides long. The record is from the annotation of a GenBank genome assembly. Lineage: Eukaryota; Metazoa; Arthropoda; Arachnida; Sarcoptiformes; Oppiidae.